This is a messenger RNA of Capsicum annuum, 793 nucleotides long. RefSeq names its product 60S acidic ribosomal protein P1. NCBI's taxonomy places the organism in Eukaryota, Viridiplantae, Streptophyta, Magnoliopsida, Solanales, Solanaceae. Gene Ontology annotation, cellular component: cytosolic large ribosomal subunit; ribosome. The record is from RefSeq and is a predicted model, not a curated record. Gene Ontology annotation, biological process: cytoplasmic translation; translational elongation. The transcript has 3 exons. The coding region runs from base 302 to 634 and encodes 110 amino acids. Gene Ontology annotation, molecular function: protein kinase activator activity; structural constituent of ribosome; ribonucleoprotein complex binding.
CGCUAAAAAUGUAAUAAUCCAUGUAACAUUGACUCGGCAGCUAGCAAUAAAUAAAUAAAUAUUGAAGAUAGUAAAAAGAUGAUUAAAAAGUGAUUUUAUUCAUGUGUAAACUUGUAAAGCCGUUAAGAGUCGUAGCACCAGAAAUCCGUAACUUAAGCCUUGAGUUUGGUUCUCAUCCUAAUAUUCCGUUCCUCUUAAUUUAGAGUCCUCUAAAUAGUAACCACUUUUCUAUAUCAAAGUAAUUUUCCUGUAUCUUUCUUCUUCAUUAGCAACUUUGGAAAGUUGGAUCAAUCGUGCAAAAAUGUCAGUUGGAGAACUUGGUUGUACCUACGCUGCUUUGCUUCUCUUCGAUGAUGGCAUUCCCAUUACUUCCGAGAAGAUUGCUACGGUGGUGAAGGCAGCCAAUAUUUCAGUGGAGUCCUAUUGGCCUAGUCUUUUCGCCAAGCUGUUUGAGAAGAGGGACAUUGAAGAUCUCAUCUUGAAUGUUGGGACAGGUGGUGGUCCAGCCGUGGCCGUUGCUGCUGCCCCGGUUGCCGGAGGUGGUGGUGCUGCUGCUGCUCCCGCAACUGCGGAGAAAAAGGAGGAGACAAAGGAGGAAAGUGACGAUGAUCUGGGAUUGAACUUGUUUGAUUAGGAGAUUCUCUUUUAAUAUGCAGCAUAGUGAGGAUACCUUACUCAUAUUUACUUCCAUAUUUUUUCCCCCAUAUUUUGGUUUAGGUGUUUCAAGUGAAUCCUAAAAUGUUACUCUUGUCAUUUUUAUAUAUAUGAAUGUUGAGGCAAGGUAAUUUACUAA